AUGGGUUUUGUGUUGGGUUUAUUUGUUUGCAGAGGUAGUAGGAAGGUAAGGGGUGAUGUGGAUCUUUGCAAGGAUAUUAGGGAGUUCUUGUCCAGUGCCGGACUUCCGGAAAAUCACGUGCCUACCACGAAGGAGCUUUCGGGCCAUGGAAGGCAAGACCUUGCAAAUGUAGUCAGGCGCAGAGGGUACAAGUUCAUUAGAAAUCUCCUUUCAACCUCAGCAACAGAAAAAGUCGUUGAAUCCAAUAUAGACACAGGUCAGAAUGUGAAGCAGGAAGUUUUCAUUGAUUUAUCGUCAAACGGGAGCAUCCAAGUGGAAGGCUUGCAUAGUUGCAUAGAAACAAAGGAAGAGCUCAAGUCAGAGUCAAAUGCUCUUUCUUUGCAGGAAAAGGUGGCUAAGUUCAUUCAGCAUGGGGAACUGGAUGCAAUUGAAGGUGAUGGAUUGGAUAUUAUAAAUGAAGUAGAAAAUGGGGAGAAUAUUAAAUCGAAAGAUUCUCGAAUUCCGGAAUAUGCAUUCAGUCAAAUGCCAAAUGGAAGUGUCUCUUCAUCAUCAGUCCAGCAUAUUGAAAAUCCAGGUUUGGAGAUUGAUAACUUCAGGAUAAGCAACAUGUCUAGUCAAGAACAAACAAGUAUUGAUGGUGAUAAUAAUUUAAAUGAUGAGAAAGUGGAGAAUCGGGAUGAAAUUAGACGUCUCAAAUUCUUGCUGCAUCAGAAGGAAUUGGAACUAACCCAGUUGAAAGAGCAGAUUGAGAAGGAAAAGCUGUCUUUAUCUCUCUUGCAAUCUAAAGCUGAAACAGAGAUAAGCAAAGCACAAGAACUUAAUUCUCAAAAAGAGACCGAAUUACAUGCUGCCGAGGAAACCUUAUCUGGACUAAAGGAGGUGGAGAUUGAUUACUCGGGUGAAGGGGAGACUGUGGAGCUAGCUGGUAGCUUUAAUGGCUGGGAUCAUACGAUAGAAAUGGGUUUACAGCCAUCAUCAAGUGACACCCACUCGACUGGAUCCAGGUCAUCUCGACUUUGGCGAGCUGUUUUGUGGCUUUAUCCUGGGGCUUAUGAGAUAAAGUUUAUCGUGGAUGGUCAUUGGAAAAUUGAUCCUCAAAGAGAGUCCAUCAACUGGCAUGGUGCACAUAACAACAUCCUUCGAGUCGACAGAUGA
Molecule: messenger RNA, 1155 nt
Organism: Striga hermonthica
Lineage: Eukaryota; Viridiplantae; Streptophyta; Magnoliopsida; Lamiales; Orobanchaceae
Source: the annotation of a GenBank genome assembly